Molecule: messenger RNA, 2301 nt
Organism: Penicillium longicatenatum
Lineage: Eukaryota; Fungi; Ascomycota; Eurotiomycetes; Eurotiales; Aspergillaceae
Gene: abr1
Product: multicopper oxidase abr1
Exons: 4
Coding region: 1-2301 (766 amino acids)
Biological process (GO): reductive iron assimilation; cellular response to iron ion starvation
Cellular component (GO): high-affinity iron permease complex
Molecular function (GO): copper ion binding; ferroxidase activity
Source: RefSeq, a predicted model, not a curated record
AUGGCAAAGCUUAAUUUCCUUCUUUUGGCCAGCUGGGCCGCCAAGUUGGCUGCGGCCAAGGAUGUUUACCUGGACUGGAACGUCACUUGGGUCAAUGCCUCUCCGGAUGGCUUUGAGCGUCCUGUGAUCGGUAUCAACGGUCAAUGGCCGUGUCCGCAGAUUGAUGUGGACGUUGGUGAUCGUCUGAUUGUGGACGUGCAGAAUCAUCUAGGAAAUCAGUCUACCGGCAUUCACUGGCAUGGAUUCCACCAAUAUGGUACUGGUGUCAUGGAUGGAGCCACAUCUGUUACCCAGUGCGGAAUCGCCCCGGGGGAGCACAUGCAGUAUCACUUCGAUAUCAACCAAACUGGAACAUAUUGGUACCACUCCCACAACAUGGGUCAGUAUCCAGAUGGCUUCCGUGGGCCAUUGAUUGUUCACGACCCCAAGCCACCAUUCCAAUACGACGAUGAGUUCACCAUCACCUUGAGUGAUUGGUAUCAUGACCAGAUGCCGGACCUGCUCGCCAAGUACGAAUCGGAAGAAAACGAGGCAGCUUUUCACGGUCGUGAGCCACUUCCCAAUUCCGCACUGAUCAACGAUUCUACCAACACCAAGAUCAAAGUCAAGCCAAACAAAACGUACUUGGUGCACAUAGUUUGCGUUGGCAACUGGCCAGGCCACACCUGGGUCUUCGAUGGUCAUGAGAUGACCGUGGUUGAAGUAGACGGUAUAUACACUGAGCCUUAUCCCACCGGUGACAAGAAGCUUCGCCUUGCUACUGGACAGCGUAUGAGCGUUCUUAUCCACACCAAGUCUGAUACUAGCAAGAACUUUGCUAUUUGGAACAGCAUGGAUGUCAACAUGUUGUUCUUCUUUGAGAACCGUCCCAUCCCGGCAAACUACAACCCCAAUGUCACUGCAUGGCUCGUUUACGAUGAGGCAAAGCCUCUUCCCCCGGCACCUGUGAUUGCCGAAUUGGACUUCGUGGACGAUGUUGCUUUCGUUCCCGCCGACCACGAAGCCCUACUUGAGCCGGUGAACCACCAGAUUAUCUUGGAUACGUCCUCUGCCGAGAUCGACGGUAUCCCUCGCUUCACCGUCAAUAAUAAGACCUACAUCGCGCAGGAUGUGCCCACUCUAUACACAGCCAAUACGGUGGGUGCGGAGUUUGCUUCUAACCCCGCAGUGUAUGGUCAGGUCAACCCCUUUAUUGUGAAGCACAAUGAGGUUGUUGAGAUCGUUAUCAAUAAUCACCACAACAACCUGCACCCAUGGCAUUUGCACGGCCACCAGUUCCAGGUUCUGCAGCGAUCCGAUGAAGGCCUUUUCACUGGGCAGUACUUCAAGAAUGUCUCAAAGACACCCAUCCGUCGUGAUACAAUCAUGCUUCAACCUCGUGGACACACUGUGCUGCGAUUCCGUGCUGAUAACCCUGGUGUCUGGCUGCUGCAUUGCCACAUCGAAUGGCACGUCGAGGCUGCCCUCCCCCCUAAGAGCCACUACAAGGUGUGCGCCGCGUACCCAAAUCCCACUAGCGGGAACGCCGCUGGUAAGAAGGGACUCAAUACGUCGGGUUUCAAUACAAAAGUUCCCACUGAGGACCACGGUGCUAUGUAUCCCGAACCAGCUAAGGCCGCACCGCCUUCUUCCCAGACUACCAAGGCUCAGGGAUCCGGAGCUCAGAAGCCCGCUCCCCCAGCCCCGGCUCCCCAAGCUCCAGCUCCUCAAGCUCAGGCCCCGGCUCCUCAUGCCCAAGCCCCGGCUCCUCAUGCCCAAGCCCCGGCUCCUCAUGCCCAGGCUCCGGCUCCUCAUGCCCAUGCUCCUGCUCCUCAUGCUCCUGUUCCUCAUGCUCCUGCUCCCCAUGCUCCUGCUCCCCAUGCUCCUGCUCCCCACGUGGCUCAUGAAUAUCCUGCCCCUCGCCCUGUUGAGGUUGUUCCCGUAUACCCUCCCUCUCACGACGAACCUAUAUAUGCUCACGAGCAUGACUCCGAGGGCCCGUGGCCUGAGCCCCACGUUGACCAGAACCAUGGCCAAAUUGGUGAUGGAUCAGAUGGUCGCCCACCCACAUAUGGGCACACUGAGGACACGAAGGGUCCAUGGCCUAACCCUCACAAUGACGUGUCUCAAGGUCAAGUUCCUGACGGACCCGACGGCAAGCCUAUCAUCGCUCAUACUGAUGAUACGAAGGGUCUCUGGCCUUAUCCUCACAAGAACAACGAAUACGUUCAGAUUGGCAAUCAGAUCAUUCAUCCUGCCCCAGACUCUGGUCCCAAUGACCUGCCCAAGGACUUCCAGUACUGGGGACAGUAUCAGCAAUAG